ACCCCAGUAUACAUUUCUACUUCCUUUGAGAUAGCUGACCGGAAGUAAAUAAACCUACAGAAUACAUAGAUAGCCAUGCAGGACGGCGAGUUGUUGGUAAUCCAAUUGCUCAAGACAUGUCACACUUGUUAUGAGACAGAAGAGUUUGUGAGUAAAAUUGGAAAAAAGGUUUAUCACCUGGUUUGCUUGCUUCACUACAUCCCAGAACAAAAGUACGUCAUUGCAAAUUCCACCGUUUUCUCAGACCAAGAGAGCAACGUGGGCGAGAAGGUUCAAGUUAUCACUAUUGACGGCGUGGGAAUUGCCAAGCACGGAGCACAUUGUUCCAUCCGGUGUGAUAACGGUGGCCAUGGAAAGUUUUAUUUGCAGCCCUUAAACGGUUACCGUGUUUUUAUUAACAAGGAAAAAAUUAAUGGUCAAAGAAGGCUCAGAUUUGGCGACACAAUUUUCUUUGGAUACAUACCUCAUGGGCCAGGCAUGCAAGGAAGGAGACGGGGACGUAAUGCAGUGCUUGGAUAUCACAACCAUCACAUGACCCUCCUAUUUAAGAAACGACAACUCAUGGAAACUUACAUCUUCCGGAGCACUUACAUCUCUCGGAGCUUAAAAAUACACCGGGGAAAUCCUUACACACCUAAUCCUGUCAUCAUUAAACAUAUUUCUCGUUAUUUAGCCGUCCCAGAUUUAAAAUGUGCGCGUCUCACUUGCAAACUCUGGAACACAGUGGUCGGUCUUAUCUUGAGAAAGCGAACACAUGCAAGUUUUCAUAUUUCUGAAUUUUACAAUGUUCCAACCCAGUCGUUGAGAUUCUUCUCUUAUGUAGCAGAUCGAGUCAACUUACCGAACUUGUACAUAUUUGUUGAGAGCUUUAUCGAUCCAAAAACGGAGACUAGAUUUUUACAAAAUUUUGUAUCCUUUGUUGCCCUCAAGGAACAUAAAUUUACAAAACUUACCCUCCACACCGACAUCAACUUGUGUAAUGGGAAUAUGCUCUUUAAAAUUUUAGAAUUCCUCGCCCCAAACUUAGUCGAGCUCUGUGUAGGUUUAUACCUUAGGUCGGAAGAGAAUGGAGGUAAUGUAACCCUGCCAAUGAUAACUAACCUUCAAUUCCCAUUAUUGAGGCGCCUAGCAAUUUCCGUGUCGUACACAGAUGAUCCACCCAAUGACUCUAAUUAUCCCUUAAUUAAAAGGUGGACCUACGAGUUGAUCUCCGUCCUGGCAUACAAUUCCAACUUGGUGUCGGUGGAGUCACAAGCUGGCCUCAUUUUGCACUCAAUGGUGGCAAUCCCUGUAUCACGAUGGGCUUGCCUAAACGAAAUUAUCCUGUCCGCAGUGGGCGAGGGCGACUUGGAAAUUCUUGCCCGGUGGCCAUACCCCUUGAAGAAAUUGAGUCUGGGUGAACUACUUGGAAUAAUGAAGCCAAUAUCUUACUCCACCUACGACCCACUUCAGCCCGAAGGUGAACUUGCAACCACUUGUAAUAGCGUUAUAGCCAAAUUUAAGGACAUGUUACGGAAAAUGUCUGUAACUUUGGAAGAGUUGCAGUUUAAAUUAGACGCCCCCUUGUCCCGCACGGGUCCAUUUGUAUUUAUCCGAAUCCCCGUAAUGCGGUCAUUAAGGAAAUUAAAUAUUGAAGCUGAUGCAAGGCUUUCGUAUGAGGAUGGCGAGGGAAUUCCUCAAGUAGGCAUCAAGUUCUGCGUGGAAAAUUGUGGCAGUGAGGAAGAAAGAGAUAGUGUCAUUUAUGCAGAGCAGUUCCCAUCUUUGCAGAGUUUAGGACUAAGGCUUAAUUUGGGCAGAGGUACGGCUCCACUGUUGGAACAGUUUUUUCCUCAGAAUUCAGUUAUUUUUAAAUCAUUGGUGCAACUAGAGAUAACCGAUGGAUUAAGGGAUAUUGAGGAUAAACAGUUUCCCAUAAUUAUGGCAAGGGCUGCAGUAAUGUUUCCUAACGUGCAUGCCAAUCUUCUGGAGAGAGUGAGGAUAGAAAAUUGCAUAUAAAUAAUAUGCAGGUCUUGGUUGGUAUUAACCAUUUGAACGUAUUUAUUUAUGUCUUCUAUCCUAAAUAUCUAAUAAUUGUUUAUUAUUACUAUUAGCACAUAAUUAUUAGCUCAUAUUAUGAGUGUAUGGCAGAUUGCACAUAAUGUUCAUACAUAGUGGGGAACCCUCAAGUGUUACUGAGAUGAAGCUCCAUAGACGAUUUCCAUGAGCUAUUGCCGGUGCAAAACAUUUUGUUUUAUUUCAUUGUGUUUUAGCUCAAACACCUGUUCACCUGGAUUAAACAAUUCGAUUUGGUCAGUUUUUUAAAUUUUAAUGACCCCCUCCUUCUAAUGGCAUGAGCGAAAGCACUAUUUUUUCGACAAAAGUUGUCAACUUUCUCCCUCCAUUAUGAGGCAACCAAACGCCCCGUGCUGGAAAACUUCGCAUGAACAUUCCCAAGAGCACACUUUAGGGUCUUUCUGAAACGCUAAGCCCUACCGUCCUCCAUGACCUGAAAAUGUCAUGAGGUCAACUUGCAAAGUUGACUCAUCCAUCACCAUUAUUGAAAUAGCUCUCAUUUCAUUAAUACUGGACAGAUUUUCUUCAUAUUUGGCAAAACCUGAUCUGAGAUUGUGUCCGAGACUGUAUGUCACCCCGAAAUUUUGCAGAUUAUAAGUUUGAAAUUUUACAAGUGAAUGUUAUCCUCAUGCCAAUCUUCGCGUUUCGCAGAUUGAGUAACAUACACAAUUUAAGAAAAAAGUUUGCGAGAUUUUGCGAGACUUGUGUUGUGCGUCUCCAAUA
This is a messenger RNA of Folsomia candida, 2775 nucleotides long. RefSeq lists its product as uncharacterized. Gene Ontology annotation, molecular function: protein binding. The record is from RefSeq and is a predicted model, not a curated record. The transcript is spliced from 5 exons. Bases 76 to 1995 code for a protein of 639 amino acids. NCBI's taxonomy places the organism in Eukaryota, Metazoa, Arthropoda, Collembola, Entomobryomorpha, Isotomidae.